Messenger RNA from Metarhizium acridum CQMa 102, 774 nucleotides. The record is from RefSeq and is a predicted model, not a curated record. Lineage: Eukaryota; Fungi; Ascomycota; Sordariomycetes; Hypocreales; Clavicipitaceae.
AUGGUCUCCAGGUCAGCUAUUGCGAUCGCGAGCGCCGUCUUCGCAGUUCAGUCUGCGACUGCCGCGCCGGCAAAGGGGGGCAAAUUCAUCGUCGGUGGACAGGCAGCCAAUGAGGGCGAAUUCCCUUUUAUCGUGACCGUUUUGCUCAACGGCACGCACUAUUGCGGUGGAACGUUGGUAAACGAGGAUACAGUUGUCACCGCCAGUCAUUGCACCAAAUCAGACGUUUCAGGAUACGAAAUCCGUGCGGGAUCACUUGCUUGGGCAUCUGGCGGCACAAAAGUCAAGGUGGCCUCUGCCGUCCGUCACCCUGGUUACAACAGCACCAAUUAUGACAAUGACGUUGCCGUCUGGAAGCUGGCAACCCCGAUUCCUGAAAGCUCAACGAUUCAAUACGCCAAGUUGCCUGCGCAAGGCUCUGACCCGGCGAGCGGCUCCAACGCAACCGUAGCUGGCUGGGGUCGCUUGACCGAAGGCGGAACGGUUCCUGCACGGUUGCAAAAGGUGACGGUUCCCGUGGUGGACCGUGGCACUUGCAAAGUUGCCUACAGCACACCCACGCCGUCAGAGGUCACAGAGAACAUGUUCUGCGCAGGCCUGGAGCAGGGCGGCCAGGAUGCUUGCCAGGGAGACAGCGGUGGCCCGAUUGUCGAUACUGCUACUGGAGCUUUGAUCGGAGUUGUUUCGUGGGGCGUGGGCUGCGCUCGACCAGACAAGUACGGUGUUUACACCAGAUUGGGCAACUAUGUCGACUUUGUCGAGAAGUACUUGUAG